ACAAAGUCACAACUUAUAUUCACGAUUGUCAUCAUGUCAACGAGGGCAGCGGUGGCUGCUGCAAAUGUUGGUCGCACAUCGUCAUCGUUUAGUACUGGUGAUGUCACUAAAAACCCUCUUACUAGGUCUGCAGGAGCUGAUGUGAAUAAGGUUGAUAAUAAGGGUUGGACUCCAUUACAUCAUGCUGCUAGAAAAGGCGAUAUUGAUAUCGCAAAACAAUUAAUCUGCCUUGGAGCUGAUGUUAAUGAAACAAGAAGAAAAGAUGGUAGCACUGCAUUGCACUAUGCUGCUAAGAAUGGUCAUCUGGAAGUCACCAAGAUUCUGGUCAGUGAAGAAGCGAAUGUACAGUGGCUACAGAAGGGAGAUGAUAAUGGUUUGACUGCAUUGCAAUAUGCUUCUAAGAAUGGUCAUCUAGAAGUCACCAAGUUUCUGGUCAUUAAAGGAGCUGAUGUACAUAAGGGGAACAGUAACGGUUUGACUGCAUUACACCAUGCUUCUAAGAAUGGUCAUCUGGAAGUCACCAAGUUUCUGGUCAGUGAAGAUGCCAAUGUACAUAAGGGGGAUGACAACGGUUUAUCUGCAUUGCACUAUGCUGCUAAGAAUGGUCAUCUUAAUGUCACUAAGUUUCUGGUCUGCAAAGGAGCCGAUCUAGAUAUGGGGGAUGAUAAUGGUUUGACUACAUUGCACUACGCUGCUAAGAAUGGUAAUUUUAGAGUCACAAAGUUUCUGAUCAGUAAAGGAGCCGAUGUUCAUAAGGGAGAUAACAACGGUUUAUCUGCAUUGCAGUAUGCUGCUUGGAGUGACAAUGUUAAUGUCACCAAACAUCUUGUCAGUAAAGGAGCCGAAGUGAAUAAGGGAGAUAUUGAUGGUCGGACUGCAUUGCACAUUGCUGCUAAGAAUGGUCAUAUUAAUGUCACCAAGUUCCUGAUCAGUAAAGGAGCUGAUGUACAUAAGGGGGAUAACAACGGUGUGACUUCAUUGCACUCUGCUGCUAAGAAUGGUCAUCUUAAUGUCACUAAGUUUCUGGUCUGCAAAGGAGCCAAUCUAGAUAUGGGGGAUGAUAAUGGUUUGACUACAUUGCACUACGCUGCUAAGAAUGGUAAUUUUAGAGUCACAAAGUUUCUGAUCAGUAAAGGAGCCGAUGUACAUAAGGGGGAUAACAACGGUUUGUCUGCAUUGCACUAUGCUGCUUGGAGUGACAAUGUUAAUGUCACCAAACAUCUUGUCAGUAAAGGAGCCGAAGUGAAUAAGGGAGAUAUUGAUGGUCGGACUGCAUUGCACAUUGCUGCUAAGAAUGGUCAUAUUAAUGUCACCAAGUUCCUGAUCAGUAAAGGAGCUGAUGUACAUAAGGAGGAUACUAACGGUGUGACUUCAUUGCACUCUGCUGCUAAGAAUGGUCAUCUUUAAUGUCACUAAGUUUCUGAUCAGUAAAGGAGCCGAUGUGCAUAAGGGGGAUAACAACGGUUUGUCUGCAUUGCACUAUGCUGCUUGGAGUGACAAUGUUGAUGUCACCAAACAUCUUGUCAGUAAAGGAGUCGAAGUGAAUGAGCGAGAUAUUGAUGGUUGGACUGCAUUGCACGUUGCUGCUAAGAAUGGUCAUCUCGACGUCACCAAACAUCUGAUUGAUCAAGGAGCGAAAAUCAAUGAGAUAAAUACAUAUGGAUAUUCUGCUUUGCACCAUGCUGUUACCACAGGCCACCUUCAUGUCGUAAAAUAUCUAAUCUCUCAAAGAGCUGAUGUAAAUCAAUGCCGAAAGGAUGGUUGUACAGCUUUGCACAUAUAUUCUCAAGAUGAGGCAUGUCUCGAUAUCACCAAGUAUCUUGUUAGUCAAGGAGCGGAAGUAAAUUUGAAAUGUACUGACGAUUUUACUGCGUUACAUAUUGCUGUCCAGCUUGGUACCAUUGAAGUUGUCAAGUUCCUACUCUCAAAAGGAGCACACAUCGAUACAAAAAACAUUCGUGGUCAGACACCUUUAAGCCAGGCCUUUGCCCUCAAACACAAAGACAUAACAGAUCUACUCAUUGGAGACUGGGAUU
This is a messenger RNA of Lytechinus variegatus (green sea urchin), 2036 nucleotides long. RefSeq names its product putative ankyrin repeat protein RF_0381. The coding region runs from base 34 to 1407 and encodes 457 amino acids. The transcript has a single exon. The record is from RefSeq and is a predicted model, not a curated record. Gene Ontology annotation, cellular component: cytoplasm. NCBI's taxonomy places the organism in Eukaryota, Metazoa, Echinodermata, Echinoidea, Temnopleuroida, Toxopneustidae. Gene Ontology annotation, molecular function: protein binding.